GGGUCCGUGCCGGGCCUGCGGGCUGGGGAGAGACGCCAGCAGCUCCACCGCUGGCCUCUGGGGAUCCCCUCAGAAAGUCCCCGUGGCGCUGACGCCCCCGGUUCGAACUUCGCGAGAAACGAAACUUGAGGGAAAUCGUGAAAAACACUGAAAACUGGAAUAAAAAACAGCUCCCCGAAAUCAGAGGAUCCUGCAAAUACCCCCUCCCCGACUGCGUCACCAGCAGCCUCACAAGGGAAUCACUGGAGAUUUAAUUUUUUAAUGCUGUUGAAAGGAUUUUUGUUAGUGUGUUUCUUGGUUAAAGGCCUUGUAUUUCACCUUGCGGAGUUUGGGGAGAAGAACAGAGGGGGGAAAAAACUUCCUUUCUGCUGGGCAAGACUUGGAGGUGAAACGUUGUUGGCUACUUCUCCAGCUGGGCACUUCUCCCCACCCUACCCCUCACUUUGUAUGUGUAUGAUUUGUUUUUGGUAUUGAAGCAGUUUGAUUCUUCGCCUAAUAAACUUUUUCGUUCAAAUCCACGAUGGAGCCUGGCAAUAUGGACUAUUUCUGUGAUCAGGUACAGCAGAAAGAUGUGAGCCGCAGGAUGCAAAUCGGCCAAGAAUUGCUGGAGUUUCUGGCUGACCCCAGUAGAUCCACUGACCUCGAGCAGGAUCAGCAGCGCCUUGAUAAAGUGAUUGACGAAUUAAUAGGAUGGGUUAACUCUAGUAAUUUUAAGGUGGCGUUAGUUGGAUUAGAUGUCCUAGGUGCCUUUGUUGACAGACUAUCAGGACACUUUAAAUCCUAUGUACCAACUGUUCUUCUAGCAUUGAUUGAUCGAAUGGGAGAUGCCAAAGACCAAGUUCGAGAGCAAGCACAGACUCUUAUAUUGAAAUUAAUGGACCAGGUAGCACCACCAAUGUGUAUUUGGGACCGUCUUGCUGUUGGUUUUAAACACAAGAACUACCGAUCCCGAGAAGGAGUGUGUUUGUGUCUCGUUGCAACCUUAAAUAUUUAUGGUGCACAACCAUUAAUCCUCAGCAAGUUGGUACCACACUUAUGUAUCUUGUCUGGAGACUCCAAUAGUCAGGUUAGAGAUGCUGCAUUAUUGGCAAUUGUGGAGAUUUAUAGACAUGUAGGAGAGAAAGUAAGAGCUGACCUUAAUAAGAGGGGAAUUCCCUCUGCAAGGUUACAAGCAAUAUUUGCAAAAUUUGAUGAAGUGAGAGACUCUGGAAAUAUGAUUUUAAGUAACAUCAGUGAUAAAAGCUUUGAUGAUGAGGAGUCAGUGGAUGGAAAUAGGCCAUCGUCAGCUGCCUCAGCUUUCAAGGUUCCUGCACCUAAAAAACUCGGGAAUCCUUCAAACAGUGCAAGAAAACCAGGUUCAGCUGGUGGGCCUAAGGUUGGAGGUGCAUCUAAAGAAGGAGGAGCUGGAGCUGUCGAUGAGGAUGAUUUUAUUAAGGCAUUUACAGAUGUUCCUUCUGUACAGAUCUAUUCCAGUCGAGAGCUUGAAGAAACAUUAAACAAAAUCAGGGAAAUUCUCUCAGAUGAUAAACAUGACUGGGAUCAGCGAGCCAGUGCGCUCAAGAAGGUUCGAUCGCUGCUUGUUGCUGGAGCUGCACAGUAUGAUUGCUUUUUCCAGCAUCUACGGUUGUUGGAUGGAGCUUUUAAAUUAUCAGCUAAGGAUCUCAGAUCCCAGGUGGUUAGAGAAGCAUGCAUUACUGUAGCUCAUCUUUCAACAGUUUUGGGAAACAAGUUUGACCAUGGGGCUGAAGCCAUUGUGCCUACUCUUUUUAAUCUGGUCCCUAACAGCGCCAAAGUUAUGGCAACUUCUGGCUGUGCUGCAAUCAGAUUUGUCAUUCGUCAUACCCAUGUGCCCAGACUAAUACCUUUAAUAACAAGCAACUGUACUUCAAAAUCAGUUGCUGUCAGGAGACGCUCCUUUGAAUUUUUAGACCUGUUACUGCAGGAGUGGCAGACUCAUUCACUGGAAAGGCAUGCAACUGUCUUGGUUGAAACCAUCAAAAAGGGCAUUCACGAUGCUGAUGCUGAGGCAAGAGUGGAGGCAAGAAAGACUUACCUGGGUCUUAGAAGUCACUUUCCUGGAGAAGCAGAGGCCCUGUACAAUAACCUUGAGCCAUCCUAUCAAAGAAGUCUCCAGACUUACUUGAAGAAUUCUGGCAGUAUAGCAUCUCUCCCUCAGUCAGACAGGUCAUCUUCAAGUUCACAGGAGAGUCUCAAUCGUCCUUUAUCUUCUAAAUGGUCCACAGCCAGCCCAGCAAGUAUAGCUGGCAGAGUUUCAGGAAGUAGCAGCAAGACUGCUCCAAGUCCAGGAACACUGCAGAGGUCCCGCAGUGACAUUGAUGUUAAUGCUGCUGCAGGUGCAAAGGCACGCCAUGCUGCUGGACAGCCAACAGGAGCUGGGCGCUUGUCUGCUGCUGGUCUACCUCCUGGAUCCUAUGCUUCACUAGAGGAUACUUCUGACAAGAUGGAUGGAACAGCUUCUGAAGAUGGUCGUAUACGAACAAAGCUUUCAACACCGUCUGUUGGAAUUGGAAAUUCAAAGACAGAUUCUAGAGGACGUAGUCGAACGAAAGUGGUCUCUCAAUCUCAGCGUUCAUCAUCGCCAGACAAAAAUGAAGGAUCACAGUCUGCUAACCCCAUUGGUGCUGGUAGUCGAUCUGGAUCUCCUGGAAGAGUUUUGACUACAACUGCACUUUCAACUAUGAACACAGGGGUUCAGAGAGUAUUAGUCAAUCCAGCAACAGCACAAAAACGGAGCAAGAUCCCACGAAGCCAAGGAUGCAGUAGAGAAGCAAGUCCUUCUAGAUUGUCAGUAGCACGAGGCAGCCGCAUUCCUCGACCUAGUGUGAGUCAGGGGUGCAGUCGGGAGGCCAGCCGUGAAAGUAGCAGGGACACAAGCCCUGUCCGCUCUUUUCCACCCCUUGCUUCCAGGCAUCACUCCAGAUCUACUGGUGCCCUCUACACCCCAGAAGUAUAUGGGGCUACAGGUACAGGGUUUGGGAUCAGUCAGUCAAGUAGAUUGUCAUCAUCAGUUAGUGCUAUGAGAGUUCUGAACACAGGUUCUGAUGUAGAAGAAGCAGUAGCAGAUGCAUUGCUCUUAGGAGACAUACGGACUAAGAAAAAGCCUGUACGAAGGAGGUACGAGUCGUAUGGAAUGUACUCUGAUGAUGAUGCCAACAGUGAUGCAUCCAGUGCCUGUUCAGAAAGAUCGUACAGCUCUCGCAAUGGCAGCAUACCUACAUAUAUGCGGCAGACAGAAGAUGUGGCAGAGGUCCUCAAUCGCUGUGCUAGCUCCAACUGGUCAGAAAGAAAAGAAGGUCUUCUAGGUCUACAGAAUUUAUUAAAAAAUCAGAGGACAUUAAGUCGCGUUGAAUUGAAAAGAUUGUGUGAAAUCUUCACAAGGAUGUUUGCUGACCCUCAUAGCAAGGUGUUCAGCAUGUUUUUGGAGACCUUGGUCGACUUCAUCCAGGUCCAUAAAGAAGAUCUACAGGAUUGGCUGUUUGUGUUGUUGACACAACUGUUGAAGAAAAUGGGUGCUGAUUUGCUUGGGUCUGUGCAAGCAAAAGUUCAAAAGGCACUUGAUGUCACAAGGGAAUCUUUUCCAAAUGAUCUCCAAUUCAGUAUUUUAAUGAGAUUCACUGUUGACCAGACCCAGACUCCCAGCUUGAAGGUUAAAGUUGCAAUUCUUAAAUACAUAGAGACUCUUGCACAGCAGAUGGACCCAGGGGAUUUCGUAAAUUCAAGUGAAACUAGGCUGGCGGUAUCUCGGAUCAUCACCUGGACAACAGAACCGAAAAGUUCAGAUGUUAGGAAGGCUGCACAGUCAGUGCUGAUUGCCCUAUUUGAACUAAAUACCCCAGAGUUCACAAUGUUACUGGGUGCUUUACCAAAAACAUUUCAGGAUGGAGCAACAAAGCUUCUCCACAACCAUCUCCGGAAUACGGGCAAUGGUGGUCAGGGGUCAAUGGGAAGUCCUUUAACAAGACCUACGCCACGUUCACCAGCCAGUUGGUCCAGUCCUCUCACUUCCCCAACUAAUACAUCACAGAAUACUUUGUCACCAAGUGCAUUCGAUUAUGAUACGGAAAACAUGAAUUCUGAAGAUAUUUAUAGUUCUCUUCGUGGCGUCACUGAAGCGAUUCAGAACUUCAGUUUCCGUAGUCAGGAAGAUAUGAAUGAGCCUGUGAAACGGGAUUCCAAAAAGGACGAUGGUGAUUCAAUUUGCAGUGGCUCUGGAAUAGCGGAUCUGAGAGCAGGAGGUGGAGCAAUUGAUACAGGCCGAACAGCUCUUGAUAACAAAACAUCAUUACUUAACACAAUGCCUCCCCACUCUUCUCCACGUUCACGAGAUUAUAACCCGUACAAUUACUCGGAUAGUAUCAGUUCUUUUAACAAAUCUGCUUUGAAAGAAGCUAUGUUUGAUGAUGAUGCAGAGCAAUUUCCUGAAGAGCCCCCGAUGGACCAUUCUGAUCUGGUUGCAGAGUUACUGAAGGAAUUGUCAAACCAUAAUGAGAGAGUUGAAGAAAGAAAGGCUGCUUUGUAUGAGCUUAUGAAAUUGACUCAAGAAGAGUCCUUUGGUGUUUGGGAUGAGCACUUCAAAACGAUACUACUUCUGUUACUUGAAACUCUUGGGGACAAAGAGCAUGCAAUCAGAGCUUUGGCAUUGAAAGUUUUAAGAGAAAUUCUAAGGAACCAACCAGCAAGAUUUAAAAAUUAUGCGGAGCUUACAAUUAUGAAGACACUAGAAGCUCAUAAGGAUCCUCAUAAGGAGGUGGUGAGAUCUGCUGAAGAAGCUGCUUCAAUGCUGGCCACUUCCAUUAGCCCAGAUCAGUGCAUCAAAGUACUUUGUCCCAUUAUCCAAACUGCAGAUUACCCCAUUAAUCUGGCUGCAAUCAAAAUGCAGACAAAAGUGAUAGAGAGAGUAUCUAAAGAAACGCUUGCUCAGCUUUUACCAGAGAUUGUGCCAGGUCUAAUACAGGGUUAUGAUAAUUCGGAGAGCAGUGUUCGUAAGGCUUGUGUUUUCUGCCUUGUAGCCAUUCAUGCAGUAAUUGGCGAUGAACUAAAACCACAUCUCAGUCAACUCACAGGCAGCAAAAUGAAAUUAUUGAACCUUUACAUCAAACGUGCACAAACAGGCUCUGGAGCAGGUGACACAGCAGCAGAUGUUUCUGGACAAAGCUAA
Molecule: messenger RNA, 5179 nt
Organism: Emys orbicularis (European pond turtle)
Lineage: Eukaryota; Metazoa; Chordata; Testudines; Emydidae
Gene: CLASP2
Product: cytoplasmic linker associated protein 2
Exons: 42
Coding region: 521-5179 (1552 amino acids)
Biological process (GO): mitotic spindle assembly; establishment of mitotic spindle localization
Cellular component (GO): kinetochore; cytoplasmic microtubule; microtubule organizing center
Molecular function (GO): microtubule binding
Source: RefSeq, a predicted model, not a curated record